GAUCUAUAAACUAACAACCAAAGAUAAUAUAGAUAAUUAAUAAUCCUCCCCCUAAAAACCACAUUCACCACCCUCAAAUCCCUUUCUUACUUUUUGUAAAAUCUCAUUUUUCACAACAAUCAUCAAUGGAAGUGGAAUACCAAGAGGUUAAUUUGCUUUCUCUUUUCAUACACGAGUACAUAAGGAAUUCAAGAGGAGUGCAGCUCUUUACAUGCAAAUGGCUGCCUCUUUCUUCACCAAAAGCUCUUGUUUUCCUGUGCCAUGGCUAUGGUAUGGAAUGCAGUGAUUUUAUGAAAGGAUGUGGUACCAAGCUCGCGAGCUAUGGGUAUGCUGUUUUUGGAAUAGACUAUGAAGGGCAUGGUCGAUCCAUGGGUGCACGAUGUUACAUUAAGAAAUUUGACAACAUUGUUAAUGAUUGUUCCAAUUACUUUAAGUACAUUUCUGGACAAGAGGACUACAGGAACAAGUGUCGGUUCUUGUAUGGCGAGUCCAUGGGUGGUGCGGUUUCCCUUCUUGUACAUAGAAAAGAUCCGACGUUUUGGCAUGGUGCCAUUCUUGUGGCUCCAAUGUGUAAGAUAUCUGAGAAGGUGAAGCCUCACCCAGUGGUGAUAAACAUGCUGACAAGGGUCGAAGACGUGAUACCAAGAUGGAAGAUUGUGCCUACAAAAGAUGUUAUUGAUGCAGCAUUUAAGGACCCUGUCAAAAGAGAAGAGAUACGUUCAAACAAGUUGAUAUAUCAAGAAAAACCUAGGCUCAAAACGGCUCUUGAGAUGCUUAGGACUAGCAUGGGUCUCGAAGACAGCUUAAACAAGGUGACAUUGCCAUUUUUUGUGCUACAUGGAGAGGCCGAUAUAGUGACUGAUCCAGAAGUGAGUCGGGCUCUAUACGAUCAAGCCAGCAGCAAAGACAAGACCAUAAAACUAUACCCUGGAAUGUGGCACGGAUUGACCUCUGGUGAGCCGGAUCACAACAUUGAUAUUGUCUUUGGUGACAUUAUUUCAUGGCUCGACAAGCGGUGUGAUGAUGACUAUAUCGACAAGCAAUUCAGUGACAAUGUUGCCAGUGCUGUUGAUGAUAUAGAGUUGGCUUCGCCUAUGGUAGAAAUGGGAGAAACCAAGAACCGGCGUAAUAGGACUCAUUCCAGCUAUCUUUGUGGGUGGAAGGGACGGCGGAUGCACCACCACUCUGCUAUGUAGCCGCCACCGUCCAACUAUUUUUGUUCAGUUUAUGAGAUACUAUCAAGAACUAUAUAAAUUACUUGGUAACUAAAUAUAAUGGAACAUACUUUCAUGAGAUUUCAUA
This is a messenger RNA of Erigeron canadensis, 1302 nucleotides long. RefSeq names its product caffeoylshikimate esterase-like. Gene Ontology annotation, cellular component: membrane. The record is from RefSeq and is a predicted model, not a curated record. The transcript has 8 exons. Gene Ontology annotation, molecular function: lipase activity. Bases 126 to 1196 code for a protein of 356 amino acids. Lineage: Eukaryota; Viridiplantae; Streptophyta; Magnoliopsida; Asterales; Asteraceae.